Molecule: messenger RNA, 330 nt
Organism: Ostreobium quekettii
Lineage: Eukaryota; Viridiplantae; Chlorophyta; Ulvophyceae; Bryopsidales; Ostreobiaceae
Source: the annotation of a GenBank genome assembly
AUGGGAACGAAGUUCGAAAGCACAAAUGUCGUCACUGGAUUGCAGGGAAAUGUUGGCCUCCAACUCCUGAAUGCACCUCGAAGGAAAUUCUCAAGACAGUAUGGAACGCACAAGGGCUCCCGUGGGGUCGCAGUGAGGCAUGUGAGGAUUCCUAGCAUAGGAGUGCACAGGACCAUGAUCUUGACCCUUCAAAUAAAAUACUUAGUACGAAAGCAGACUCGUAUCAAAAAGGCCAUAGAACCCAAGCGACGCAGCCCGGAUUUCCCUGGAGGCUUGACAACCGUGUGUAGUGGACCCAUGAUUCGCGGUGAUGGCGUCCGCCUCUGUUAG